Molecule: messenger RNA, 2637 nt
Organism: Heterotrigona itama
Lineage: Eukaryota; Metazoa; Arthropoda; Insecta; Hymenoptera; Apidae
Source: the annotation of a GenBank genome assembly
AUGUUUUCAUCAAGUCUUCGUGAAUUUGUGAGCCGUCAUAGACGAAAGUUUAUAGUGGGCGGCAUUAUUGUUAGUACUAUUGUUUUUAUUAGAUAUACAGCACGUAGGCUUCGAGAAUGGCAAGAAAAAGAAAUAAAGGAUAUGCUGGACAAAUCUAAACGACGGCAAUAUUUUGAUUGCAAUGAAAGAACUUGCAGUCAAAUGAUAAUGUCUCUUAUAGCAACUUUAAGAGAUUCUAUAAUAAAAGUUGUGGAUACUGAAGCUGUUGUGAACAAACUUAGAAGUGGUUGUCCCGAUAAGAUAGCAUGUUGGAAUGAGUUGAAAGUUUUAGCAAUUACUAGAUCUGCUGUGGUAGUGUAUUCAUAUGCGAUGUUAGCAACGUUAAUAAGAAUUCAAUUUAAUAUAAUGGGUGGUCAUGUAUACAAAGAUAUUCAAAAUUCCAAUGGUACAGCUACAGAGAAUGUCAUACAAACAAAAUACAUGUCAAUUUCACGUCACUUUAUAUAUGAAGAAAUUAAAAAAUUGACUUUACUCAUAAAAAGUAAAGUGGCAGAAAUAACAGCAUCAAUGUCUUUGAAAGAUGAAUUAACUUUAAAAGAUAUAGAAGAAAUAUACUGGGCCUUAACAUCUUCUAUAUCUGCAGAUAGUUCAAAAGACCCUGUAAAAAAUCUUGCCCAAUAUAUGUUAUUAUCAAAUUGUGAGGAAGAAAAAACACCUGUAUUAUUAAAAUUAUUCAAUGAGACAUUGGAUUUGCUAGAAAGUGAAGAAGUACAAAAUUUGACACAAAGUAAUAUUAGAAGCGGAUUUAGCUUAUUAGUGGACCAUAUUUCUGCAUUCUUUGUUAUUUCCCCUGUAAUAGAAAAUGGUAAAUCUAUUGAAAAUGGUAUAUCAGUGCCAGGAACGUCAAAUCAGACAAGCAUAAACACAAAAUACAAUUCAAGUGCAUUUAUAAAUAUUAAUAAGGUAUCUAUGCCAAUGGCUAAAAUAAUACCUAUUAUAAAUGGACAAGUACCAGAUAAAGCAACAUCAAAAGAUUUUCAAAGUGAUUUAUUACAGCGUCUUAUAAUAAAUGAUGAACUUAAGACACUUGGAGCAAAUAUUUAUGAAGCAUUUAAAAGAUGUGGAAAUUAGUAGCUCGCGGUAUUCGUGAAACUUUGGAACGCCGUACAUGUCGUACAAACGUUUAUUAUCAAACGUCUCAAGAACCUAGUACAAAAAAUGAGGUUAAGACUAGUUUAACAUGUAAUCAUAAGUUCUUACCACCAACUUUCUCUGUUUUUAAUAAAGAAUUCUUUGAUUCGACGAAAACAAGUGGUACGAAGGACAAAGAUCAUGAUUCCAAAUGGAAUACAAAAUAUACUUGGUCAGAAGCCAUAGGAUUGACAAGUGCAUUGGCUCUUGGAUGGGUGGUAUGCCAAACAUUAUGUCUUCGCAGAUUUUUUGAGAAAGAGAAAACUGAUUCCUUAAAAAACAAAUUAUUACAAGUUCCACAUACUUCUUACUUAAUUGAUCAAGUACGAAAUUUAAGGCCAAAACAUAUUUUACCUAUUAUUAAUUGUAUUGGUAAUAAUAAAAUAUAUGCCCAAGAAAACGAUGAAGCAGAAUGGAAAUCAGAAAAACCAUUUGGACCUAUUACCAUUGAAGAGGCAUUAAAAGAAGCUACCGAGGAAUUUGCCAAAACCCAUAAAUUAACUGUAGCUGAAUUUGAACUUCAGUAUGGCUUGAAAGCUUUAGAAGAGAAACGUUAUAAGGAUGCUAUAAAACAUUUUACUGUUGGUGCAAGUCUAUCAUCCGCUGCUAGUAUGUUCAAUUUAGGUCUGUGUCAUGAAUUAGGACUUGGAACAUUAGUUGAUCACAGACAGGCUGCAAAAUAUUAUAACGAUGCAGCAAAACAAGGUCAUGCAGAUGCCACAUAUAAUUUGGGAGUUUUUUAUGCUCAAGGUAGAGGUGGUUUUACAGUAGACAUUGAUAGAGCUCGUAAUUAUUUUAUUAAAGCAGCAAAGUUAGGACAAAGCCAAGCUCAGCAAGCAUUAGAAUUAGAGAAACAUUAUCAAGUUAAACAAAAAAAAAUUGAUACAAUUCUUCCGGAUGAACGUAAAGGUAUUUUACAGUAUAUGCGAAAUGAGAAUAUGAAUCAUAUUCUGAAAAAGUUGAUUAAUUACAAUAAUGUAUCAUACACACAAUUGGAAACAGAAUUUUUGGAAGAUCAUAAAGAAUGCAUUGUAAAAUGUAAAAAUACUGUAGAAAUAGUUUUAAAUAUGUUUGGGUUAGGUAAAUCAAAUAUAUUACCUGUUUCCGUGGAAGCAAAUAAUUGUAGUGUGUCGUGUUAAAGUGUAGCAAAAUUAUUAAAAGUGAAAACGUAAAACUGUUAAAGUGAAAUAUUAUAUUUCUUGUACAUGAGAUAUACAAUAGAACUUUUUAUAAUGUUUACGUCAAUUAUAUUAUAAAUUAUUAAGAUAAAAAUUAAAAAUUCAAAUUAUAAAUAUGACGGGAUCUAUUUAGAAUAUAAAAUAUAGAAUAUAGAGUCUAUUUAGAAUAUAAAGUAUUUUUACAAAAAUAUUUAUUUCAUAUAAUAUCUCCUUUAAAAUUAUUUUAAAACAUUCAUAAAAUAAAAUUUAUGAUUUUACAGUAUCAUAA